AUGAAGACCGUAACGUUGCUGUUGCUUUCACUAGUGAAUACUGGCUUGCUAGCAACGUCAAUGAUUGAGGCUGCUGUUGCUGGUGUUGAUCUGGGUGGCGAGUUCUUCAAGAUUGCACUUGUUAAACCUGGUACACCCUUUGAAAUCGUUACGAACGUACACAGCAAGCGUAAGACGGAAACGAUGGUAGCUUUUGAGGGCGAUGAAAGACUCUAUGGUGCUGAUGCUGCUACUGUGGGUGUACGUCGACCUCAGACGGCGUACUCGCAGAUCCGCCGACUAUUAGGCACGACGUUGACUGACCCACAGGUCACAGCGUUACUUGAUGAAGAACAUUUUCCCUAUGAUUUGAUACAAAAUGCUACACGUGGUGGUACUAUUUCUCUUAAACAUGGAAAGAAACAGACAUUUCAUGCUGAAGAAUUAGUGGCAAUGGUGUUUGCUCAUGCAAGACAAAUUACCGACACUUUUGCUGAAGCACCUGUGAAGGAUUGGGUACUGACAGUACCCGCAUUCUUCUCUCAAGCACAACGUCAAGCGCUGCUCGAUGCGGCAGAGAUUUCAGGCGUGAGAGUGUUGUCACUUAUUAAUGAAAACACGGCGGCGGCUUUGCAAUUGGCGGUGCACGCGAGUUAUGACCCGAAUGAUAAACCAAAGAAGAUUUUGUUUUACAAUUUGGGAUCAACUUCUUUACAGGUAAGCAUUGCCGAGUUUUCUAGCCAGGUAGUACCUGAUGGAUUCAAGAAAAACAAGACCGUUUCGACGUUUCAGACUAUUAGCAAUGCUUGGGAUGAGUCGCUUGGUGGAGCCAAAUUUGACUUGCGUUUGGCCGAAUACUUGGCUAACGAGUUUAGUGAGAAGAUUGGAGAGGAUAUUCGCAAGGUGCCUCGUCCGAUGGCAAAAAUCCGUGCACAGGCAAAGAAGACGAAGACGGUGCUGUCGGCCAAUGAGCAAAUUCCCGUGGUGAUGCAGAGUUUGUACAAUGACAUUGACUUUUUCACCACCAUGACUCGUUCGAAGCUGGAAGAGCUAUCGUCUGAUCUGUUAAAACGCACGCUCAAACCUGUCGAGAUGGCUUUGGAGAAGGCAGGACUGACUGUUGCAGACAUUGAUGAGAUUGAGCUCAUUGGUGGCGGCGUGCGUAUGCCAAAGAUCCAGGAACAGCUUUCCGAGUUCUUUGUUGGCAAGGACCUAGGUGUACACUUGAAUGGAGAUGAGGCUAUGGCUUUAGGUGCUGCUUUUCGUGCUGCCAAUUUGAGCAACUCAUUCCGUGUACGCCAGGUAGGAAUGGUGGACAUUGCGUCGUACCCGAUUGGUGUGCGCCUGAUGGAUCUCCCUGCUGCUGGUGAGAAAAAGAAGCUCGAUGACAAGGACGAGGUGGAAACAAAGCAGUGGACAAAGCGUGCGUCUAUCUUUUCAGAGUCUCAUCGCCUGGGUCUGCGCAAGUCUGUGUCUUUCUUGCACUCGCGUGAUAUCUCCUGCACGUUCCGUUAUGACAAGCCGUCGAUGCUGCCCGCUGGUGUAAGCGUGGAUAUUGGCAAGGUCAAUAUCACGGGCAUUGAGAAGUUUGUUGUGCGCAUGGCCGGCAAGAACCUUGGUGAGCCAAAGGUCACGUUGUCUUUUGAGUUAGACAGCAGCGGCAUUGCUCGGAUUGCUAAGGCUGAAGCCACGCUGGAAGAGGAGGUGGAGGUUGAGGUGGUUGUAAAGAAGGAAGAGAGCAGCAAGAAACCAAAGGAGGACGGCAGCGCUGAUAGCAGCGAAGCUGAUAAGGCGGACGAGAUUGAAGAGGAAACGAAACCGGAAACUCGAAUGGAAAAGCAGACGAAAACGCAUCGCGAGAAACUGACUGUGGUGCGUGCGUACAAGACGCGCGACCCAGAAGUGGGCAUGAGUGUGUUGCCUAUGAGCGAGGAAGUCAAGAAGGAGUCUAUGCGUAUGCUGAACGAGAUGGAAAAUGCGGAUAACAACCGUCGGGCCAACUUGGAGGCCAAGAACAGCCUUGAGACUUCUAUUUACAACGCCCUUGACGCAUUGUCUGCUCAGGAAAACGAAAUAAGACAGGUGACGGUGCCUGAGCAGGUCGAGUCGCUGCAAAAACUGCUAUCGGAAACAGAGGAGUGGCUGUACGACGAUGGUGACAAGGUGGAGGCUGCUGCGUACAAGAAGAAAAUGGACAUGCUGAACUCGGAGCUUGGCGCAAUUCUCUUCCGUGUGGCUGAAUUGAAGGAGCUUCCCAUCGCUAUCAAUACUGCUCGGGAGUACGCUCUUAGUACGCGUAAGCUCAUGGACGACUGGGCCACAAGCAAGCCGCAGGUGACGGAGCAGGAACGCAGUGACGUGGUUGAAAAAUUGGAUGAGCUUGAUGUGUGGCUAACCGAAUCGGGAUCCAAGCAGAAGGCCUCUCCAAAACAUGAGAAGCCCGUGGUGACGUCUGCGGACGUUAUUAAAAAGGUCCAAGGUGUCAAGAAGUUUGUCGGUGCUCUAGCAAAGCGGCCCAAGCCAAUGCCGGUGAAGUCGGAUGGCAGCGACUCUGAUAAAGAUGGAUUGAAUGCUGAGAACGAGACGUUGGUUAAGGAUGGCGAGAGCGUAAAGGCUGAGGGGAAGAAGGAAGAGGAGACGAAAUCUGCUGACGAGAAGGAUGAAUUGUAG
This is a messenger RNA of Peronospora belbahrii, 2649 nucleotides long. The record is from the annotation of a GenBank genome assembly. NCBI's taxonomy places the organism in Eukaryota, Oomycota, Peronosporomycetes, Peronosporales, Peronosporaceae.